AUGAUGAGAAGAAAAGAGGGUGCAACUGGAGAAAAAAACGUGUUUAGAUUCCACUGUUUACAAAAGGGAGUGAGUUUCAAAGAGAGAACUGGUGAAGGAAGGAGAAACAAGAAGGUCAAGAAGAUGCAGAAGAGCGACAAAUUCAGCAGCCGUGAUUCAGGAGUUCAGAACAUAUCAUGGAGAAGGCUUCAAGUUUGUGACAAUGCUAAUGCAAAGAUUCGGUCAAUCACCAACCUUGAUGGAUGGUGA
Messenger RNA from Dovyalis caffra, 249 nucleotides. The record is from the annotation of a GenBank genome assembly. NCBI's taxonomy places the organism in Eukaryota, Viridiplantae, Streptophyta, Magnoliopsida, Malpighiales, Salicaceae.